Messenger RNA from Emiliania huxleyi CCMP1516, 462 nucleotides. RefSeq lists its product as hypothetical. The transcript is spliced from 2 exons. Bases 1 to 462 code for a protein of 153 amino acids. NCBI's taxonomy places the organism in Eukaryota, Haptophyta, Isochrysidales, Noelaerhabdaceae. The record is from RefSeq and is a predicted model, not a curated record.
AUGCGGGAGGCAAUUGCGCUGGGGCACCUGCGGCACGAGCAGGCGAUGGUGCAGCAGGGCGCCGACGAGCAGGGCGGCGCAGCGACGCGCUGGCUCGCCGGCAUCGCCGAGGCGAGCAUCUCUCUCGGGGGCUGGGCGCGUCCUCGGCAACACGUGGAGCUCUCGGUGGAGGAGCGGAUGGCGACGGUGGAGGCGACCGAGGCGGCCAAGCGGCGCGCGGUCGAACAGCGCGCGCAGCGCGCCGCGGCGGCCGGCGGUGGCGUGGGGCCGUCGCUGGUCAUUCCGAGCAACUUCAACGCAAACUUCCACGCGCACCGGCGCGAGACCGCCCAGGCGCGUGCUCCUCCAGGCGGCGGCGGCGGCGGUGCCGGCGGUGGCGGCGGGCCCCGCUGCACCGACGGGCUGCGCGCGGUCGAGAGCGAUGGCGCCGCACUCAGCGCAUUCAAGCGGCGGAAGCACUGA